Monodelphis domestica (gray short-tailed opossum) is the source of this 2335-nucleotide messenger RNA. Lineage: Eukaryota; Metazoa; Chordata; Mammalia; Didelphimorphia; Didelphidae. The record is from RefSeq and is a predicted model, not a curated record.
AUGACUUCCAGUAAAGAACUUUCAGGAGCUGUGAAUUUCCUCUUGAAACCACUUUCCCCAGGACUCCCUCCCUUUAUUUUUGUGGAAGAAUGUGUCCCUGUCAUUGAAAAGCUUACAGAAGUUAACAUAUUGGGUUCUGAAGAUUUUAACUUAGGGUCUUCCUCUAGUAGCCAGUAUACAUUCUGUCAGCCAGAUACUGUAUUUCCAUCCCGGCCUAGUGAUGAUGAGUCAAGUAGUGAUGAAACAAGUCAUCAGCCCAGCCCCACACUGAGAAGACGACGUGCUCGAAAGAAGACAAUUUCUUGUUCAGAAUCUGAGGAUAGACCACCUAUUGAACAUGAAUCUGAUUCUCCCAAGGAAAAGGUGCACCAGCGCCACUUCAAUAGUAGCCUCAACAAGUGUAUUAUACUAGCUUUGGUGAUUGCAGUCAGCAUGGGAUUUGGACAUUUCUAUGGUACCAUUCAGAUUCAAAAACGCCAGGAACUAGUCAGAAAGAUACAUGUUGAUGAAUUGAAUGGUAUGAAGGAUUAUCUUUACCAAUGUCAGCAAGAACAAGGGGCUUCUGGUGAUAAGUCACUGAGAGAAAAUCUUGCAACAUGUUUGAGGCUUACGGAGGUGGAGAAGAUAGCCUUUGAAACGCAGAAAAAAACCCUAGCUACAGAAAACCAUCAUUUAAGAGUGUCUCUGGAGAAGGAAGAAAAAGCGUUGUCCUCCUUACAGGAAGAGUUAAGGAAAUUAAGAGAACAGAUUCGAAAUUUGGAAGAUAAAGAAACAAGUACUGAAUCGAUAGUUUCUGAAAAUCAAAAACUUAAACAGCAUUUAGAAGAAGAAAAGCAAAAAUCUCAUAGCUUUCUCAGUCAGAAGGAGACCCUCUUGGCAGAAGCACAGAUGCUAAGGAAAGAACUAGAAAAAGAACGACAAACAACCAUUGCCUUAAGGGAGGAACUGGAUCUUUUAAGCAGUAAGCAGUCAUCUGGUGAUAUAGACUCUCCCAAUAUACUGACUGAAAAUAAGGAAAUAGAAACUUUACGAGCAAGACUAACAGAACUGGAAUGGAAGCUAAACUUUGAACAACAACGAUCUGAUUUGUGGGAAAGAUUAUAUGUUGAAGCAAAAGAUCAAAGUGGAAGACAAGAAAACAAUGAAAAAAAUAAAGGUAGCAAGGGAACUAAUAAGGCUAGGAAGUCUAAAGAUACCUUGUUUGGUUCAGUUAAGGAAACUUUUGAUGCCAUGAAGAAUUCAACAAAAGAAUUUGUAAGGCACCAUAAAGAAAAAAUUAAACAGGCUAAAGAAGCUGUUAAGGAAAACUUGAAAAAAUUUUCAGAUUCUGUUAAGUCUACCUUCAGUCAUUUCAAAGAUACCACCAAGACUGUCUUUGAUGAAAAGGGGAAUAAAAAAUUUGGAGAUAAAAGAGAUGAAGUAACUAAAAAAGCAAAAACUGUUUAUCGUGAAUAUUUGCAUCCCCAACCUAGACCACCUUCUAAAAAUACACAUCAUAAAAGUCCCAGCAUGGCAAGAUCAGGAAGAAAACAAAAGUCAGUUCAGUUUGAAACAUUUGAGAACACAAAUUCACAGAAAUGCAGCACGAUUCAAGACUCAGUAAGAAAUUACCACUUUUUAAAAAACCCUUCUGAUUUUAUUGAAUGUGGUCAUCAGGAAAAGCAACCAGUUCAGUUUGAAACAUUUGGUAAAAACACAAACUCCCAGAAAUGCUCAACUGACAAAGACUGUGUGAAAAGUUCUCACCGACUAACAAAAGGCUGUUUUGGUGUUUUUGAAUGUGCUCAUCAGGAAUCUGUUAGCCUUUUCAACAGAGUAUUAGACCCCGUAAGAAUAGAUGAAUUUAAUCAAUUAAUGCAAAGAUAUGUGCAGGAAGAAGUAAAUGACUUCCAUCAUUGGGGAGAACUUCAGCAAUUCAUCAAUAAGUUUUUCCAUAACAGUGUCUUUAUUCAUGAUCAGAUGUUGUUCACUGACUUUGUUAAUGAUGUUAAAGAUUAUCUUGAAGACAUGAAGGAAUAUCAAGUAGAUAAUCAUGGAGUGUUUGAGGAUUUGGAUGACUAUAUAUAUAGACAUUUCUUUGGUGACACAUUUUCCCCUCAGUAUGGACCCAGUCGCCCUGAUAAAAAGCAUCGUAUGGUUAAUAUUGAAAACUCCAGGCAUCGAAAACAAGAGCAGAAGUACCCUCAGCCACAGCAUUAUAAGAGGGAAGGUAAAUGGCAUAAACAUGGUCGAAGUAAUGGAAGACACACGGCAAAUCUUGAAAUAGAAUUGGGGCAGUUACCUUUUGACCCAAAAUAUUGAACAUGAUUAAGUAAAUUAGAUAACUUUAAGGGAA